UCCUGUUAAAAAAAAACCCUUCGUCUUGCCCUUACUCUCACAUACGAAGGAGUCGCCUACACCUGGGGGUAGGGGACUACAGUUUGACUCGAUGAGCUUUAAAACCCCAAAAGAGGUCAGUUUGCUUUAAUAGCACCGUUUAGGUUUCCGAGGAGGGAAAACAAGGCAGUUGAAGUGAAUCACACACGUUGUGUCUUAAUUGGGGUAGCAAAAGCCUAGAGAGAUUUUUGCUGGUUCUGGUUAAACAUUAUUUGCACUUUUGUUGGAAAAGUGGCCCCUAGUGUGCAAUUAUGUCACAUUUCUUUGGCUUUUACAAUUGAAUGCAGAACAGUAACCUCUUUGAUUUAUCCUAGACGGGGCAGACUCCCUCUUUUCCCCACUCCCUCCCUCCUUUUCAGUCUUCCCCCCUUUUUUCCUUAGCCCUAGGAACUGUCACUCAAUGUUUUUUACGCUCCCAACAGUUUCCAAAACAAACAGUGGUGCCUGCAGCCUUCUAUUGAUUCAGUUGGAUGCAACAGUAUCUCUCUCAUGCGGCUGCUCCCCAAUCGGAGCUGCUCCGUUUGCCAGUGAGGGCAGGUCUGUUCCCUAAAAAUUCCUCCCCUUGCCAAUCUCGUAGAACCAGCAGGAGGAAUAAAUCGAGGGAUUUAACCUGCCGCGGGUGCCCGCAUGCACGAUGUGGAGGCAGUGCGAGGGAAGGGGCUGUCAGGAAGAACCUUACCGCUCCUGCCCGAGGGGACUUUUCGCUCUAUUUUAGGAUUUGGGGGAUUUCCUUCCCGUUUUUAAAGGAUCAGGCUUGAAGUUCCGCUCGGGAGGAUCCAAUUUGCGCCGGGAUGGCUCUAAGCUCCCGAGCUCACGCUUUCUCCGUUGAAGCCUUAGUCGGGAAAUCCGCAAAGAGGAAACUGCAGGACUUCAGAGAUGAGAAACAACCGCCUCGCGCGGAGAAGGGAGAGGAGGACGGGACCGGCUGCAGAGGGACCGGGAAAAGCCAGGAACCUGAAAAGAGACCUAAAGCAGGCACAUCAGCUUCUUUCUCGGCUAGCGCCGAAAGUCGAGAAGCGAAGGAUGAUAUCCACGUGGAACUGCAAGGAUCUGAACUCUGGAAAAGAUUUCAUGAGAUCGGCACGGAAAUGAUUAUUACCAAAGCCGGCAGGAGAAUGUUUCCCUCUGUCAGGGUGAAAGUGAAGGGUCUGGAACCAGCGAAACAAUAUUACGUCGCCAUUGACGUGGUUCCUGUGGACUCCAAAAGAUACAGGUAUGUCUACCACAGCUCCCAGUGGAUGGUGGCUGGGAACACAGACCACUCCUGUAUAACGCCCAGGCUCUAUAUCCACCCGGAUUCCCCCUGCUCGGGAGAGACCUGGAUGAGGCAAAUCAUCAGCUUCGACAGGGUGAAACUCACCAACAAUGAGAUGGACGACAAAGGGCAUAUUAUCCUGCAGUCCAUGCACAAGUACAAACCCAGAGUGCACGUGAUUGUGCAGGAUUCCAGAUUUGAUCUGGCCCAGAUCCAGUCUCUGCCAGCGGAAGGGGUUAAAACCUUUUCAUUUAAGGAAACCGAAUUCACCACUGUAACGGCUUAUCAAAACCAACAGAUUACCAAACUGAAAAUAGACAGGAAUCCCUUUGCUAAAGGAUUUAGAGACCCUGGGAGAAACAGGGGAGUGCUGGAUGGACUUUUGGAAACAUAUCCAUGGAGGCCACCACUUACUCUGGAUUUUAAGACCUUUGGUGCAGAAACCCAAGAUGGGAGUUCUGGUUCUUCACCUACAACCUCAAGUGGUGGGACGCCAUCUCCUCUGAACUCCUUGCUUUCUCCAUCUUGCUCACCUCCUACGUUUCACUUGUCAGCGAGCAACAUUGGAGGGUCAUGCCCUGAAACAUAUCUACAUAAUCUCAAUUUGCCCCUUUACUACAAGAUUUGUCCUACAAGCCUUUUGAGACAACAGUCACUUGUAUUUCCAAGCCACGAAAAACUGGGAGGCACUCCACAUAUUUUGCCCCACUUCAUGAUGGAUGUGCCUGUGCUAUCUUCCCUUGGCAUAACAAAUCUGAAAAAUGGUAAAUCUGAAGACUUAACUGGGCAGUGUCUACAAGUACCCAAUUCUGCUAAUCAAAUGUUGUAUGGAUUACAUGCAUCUGGAAACAUUUUCCCAUCAAGUCCCAUUGCUCGGGAAGCACUUAAUUGUUCUUUACAUUCUCCAUAUGGCUUGUAUGGUUAUAACUUUUCUAUGCCAUCUAGACUGAUGAACGCAACAAGCCAUUUCAAAGUGAAUGACAGCAUUCCGACUUCUUUUAGAGAUGGCAGAUGUAAUCAUUCUAUCUGGCAUUCAGCAAUUAACCAUUGCCUCUAAUGGAACUAUAUAACGUUUCUAACGCAGUGACAUGUAAGCAAGUCUUUUCUUCAGUCGUUCCCAAAGGUUUGCUGAUUAUUGUAUAUAAAGUGCCUCAUAAUACAGGAGUGACCUGCCUCGAUAUUUAACGUUUCAUAUGCAACUGUGUUGUAAAAAAUGUUCUGAGCAUGGGGGACAACAAAAUAGCCAACAACAGAGAGAUGCCUUUUGGUAAGCGUUAUUUAUGUAAUGUUCAUAGGAUAGGCGCAAACUUUACAUUCACCCUUUUAAUAUUUGCACUCUGCAGCAGGAAUGAACCUCAGCAACUAAGUAUAAUAAAUACACAGUACUUUAAACAUUA
Chrysemys picta bellii (western painted turtle) is the source of this 2691-nucleotide messenger RNA. The record is from RefSeq and is a predicted model, not a curated record. NCBI's taxonomy places the organism in Eukaryota, Metazoa, Chordata, Testudines, Emydidae.